Molecule: messenger RNA, 1339 nt
Organism: Lotus japonicus
Lineage: Eukaryota; Viridiplantae; Streptophyta; Magnoliopsida; Fabales; Fabaceae
Product: protein CANDIDATE G-PROTEIN COUPLED RECEPTOR 2-like
Exons: 6
Coding region: 235-1137 (300 amino acids)
Biological process (GO): G protein-coupled receptor signaling pathway
Cellular component (GO): plasma membrane
Molecular function (GO): G protein-coupled receptor activity
Source: RefSeq, a predicted model, not a curated record
UAACCACUUCCGAAGCUAACACAGAGGCAGCCAUCGAUGUUCCUCUGAGAAAGACGAUUCUCUCACGUUACUCUUCUUCAACCUCAGGCCACCACACCACACUCUCUUCAACUACACACAAAUCAAUCUCAUUCAAUUCUUCAAUUCCGCAGUUCAUUUUCAUCCCCCUUUCGAAUUCCCAAAUUAGGAUUAGGGUUUUUUUCUGGGUUUUCCAGAACCCUAGUUCUCAAAGAAAUGGUUCAACAAUCGGUGCUAGCAAUAACAAAGCAAGAGGGCUCAGAUUCUUCUUCUUCAAGCGCAGCGUUAUCCGCGGGAAUGUUCGACUGGGUGUUCAAGUGCCAUGGGUUCUGGCACAAUGCGGUGUUGAUCAUCGCCUCUUUCCUCUUCGUCUUGUACUUGGCAUUGCAAGCGAAGCAGAGCUUCCGCAAGCUCUCUCAUGGUCGCUCGCAUAUUAUAAUCUCGUAUUACGCCACCCUCUGGCUUGUCAGCAUCCUCAAUCUUGCUUGGUGUUCUUUUCAGGUAUGGGAGUGCUCUCCUGGGAAAGAGCUUGCAUGGAACUUGUUAUCCUUGUUUACUUCAUCUGGAAUGCUGUUUCUAGAAGUGAGCUUGCUGGCUUUUUUACUUCAAGGGAAUAAUGCUAGUGGCUUAGAAGCGUUGACCCGGACUUUUGGUAUAUCAGGGGUCAUUGUUGGUUUUGACAUCUUGUUAAAGGGUAUAUAUCUUUUUGCAUUUGGGAUCCCGUUAUUCAUCGACACCGAUCACAGUAUUCCUCACGUGAAGUGGAACUUGUGGGUUGUUCACAAGCUGGUGCUCACCCUUGUUUAUGGAUUAAUAUUGUUCAUGUAUCAUUCUAGGUGGAGAGAAAGGUUACCUGCAAGACCUGCGUUCUACAAGUAUGUUACUGUUAUGUUCAUCUUGAAUGCAAUUGCACUUUUUGCUUGUGGUCUAACUGGAAGUGGAGCUGCUUUUGGUUUCUGGUUCUAUCGCGUCACAGUUGUAUGUUACCACGCCUUUUAUCUUCCUCUGCUGUAUAUAACAUUUCUAGCAGACUUUUUCCAGGAGGAGGACUUGAACUUGGAGAAUGUGUAUUACUCUGAAAUGAAAGAUGCUGGUUUCUUCGAAUCAGAUUGGAACUAAUGUGGGCAUCAAAAGUUAGAUUAGUUUAAUAACUGCCAGACACCCAGUUCACGAAAUAUGUAAAUAAAAUAAAUGUUAGUCGAUUGUAUUAAGUAUAAAUUUUCUUUUAAACGUGUUGGUCUUGAGUGUAUUGUUUUUCACCAGAUUACAACGUCUUCGGUUCUGUUAGUGCAAUGCAUCAGUUUCUUCGAAAAGGAAUAAA